Messenger RNA from Mytilus trossulus (common blue mussel), 3128 nucleotides. RefSeq names its product interleukin-18 receptor 1-like. The transcript is spliced from 6 exons. Lineage: Eukaryota; Metazoa; Mollusca; Bivalvia; Mytilida; Mytilidae. The coding region runs from base 67 to 1401 and encodes 444 amino acids. The record is from RefSeq and is a predicted model, not a curated record. Gene Ontology annotation, biological process: signal transduction.
GUUAAACAUAUGUAUAUAUGUGGGCGCUGAAAUAUUGCAUACACUGCAAAAAGUAAUAGUCAUGUGAUGUUGAUAGUUAUGGCCACCGAAUAUAUUAAUGUUUGGAUAAUAUAUGUAUCAUGCAUUUCUGGUGUGAUAACAACAGAACAUGUAAAUGGAUUGGUGCACUCAACAAUCACAUUAAACUGUUCUCUACGGGGAGGCAUUACAUGGAAAGGUCCACCUAACGAAUCGGUUUAUUCCUGGCAAAAUCAGUUAAAUCGUCCUGGAAUUCCUAAAAAAUUAUUUCCAAGAUUGAAUAUAACAGGGAAUUUUGCAUUCGGAUGGUACAAUCUUCAGAUUAAAAAUUUACAGGCUUCUGACGAAGGAAUGUACAAAUGCUACAUAUAUAAAGAUUCAUAUGAUCUUUUCCGAUUAAACGUAGUAGGUAGCAUAACUGUAAGAGUCGAACAGUCAACAUAUAUUGGAGCUAUAGGAGGUUCUAUAACAUUAGGUUGUAUUAUCUCCUCUGCAACAAGCAUUGUACAUCAAGUUAGAUGGUACUUCUAUUCCAAAGACAGUUACCAAGUAGUGAAAUAUAAAGAAGGAAAAUACAGUAAAGCUACCACAAAGAACCCGUCGUUAACAAUACAAAAUUUAGAAUUAAGUGAUAUGGGGCCUUAUAUAUGUUCUGCCACAAAUACUGCUGGAAUAACGGCUAAUAGCACUACACCAACUAAUCUAACAAUGUUAGAUACUGAUGACUCCAAAGAUAAGAGGAUUGCGUACAUAUCAGUUUUAGUAUCUUGUCUUAUUGUGUUGCUGGUCAUUACUGCUUUGGUACUGAGAAAAAGGAAACCAAUUUUUCUUUUGAAAAUUGCAUACAAAUUCCAGAAAGUUGAAGAUGAUGACUCAAAAUCAUGGGAUGCAUUUGUAUCAUUUAAAUCAGAAGACGCAGAUAACCAAUUUGUGACAGAAAAGUUGUACGUCAAACUUGAAAAGCAACUGGGUUAUAAACUUUGUAUUCAUCAUAAGGACUUCUUACCCGGAAAAGCCAUUUCCACCAACAUAGUGGACUCUAUAGUUAACAGCCGUCGUUCUAUACUGAUAAUAAGUAAAGAAUACCUUCAAGGAGGAUAUACCACUUUUGAAUAUGAAAUGGCAUAUGCUGAAAUGAUAACCAGCAACUCUAAACAUCAAAUCAUUCCAGUUUUAGUGGAUAAAUUCGAAAAUCUACAAGGUUUAAUGGACGACACUAUGAAAUGCAUUUUAAAGUCCGUAACUUAUAUCACGUGGCCAGGUGAAACCAAUCGGAAGUCUGUAGUAUCUUUUUGGGAUCGAUUAGAAUUAUCAAUGCCGAAAAAGUCAACGAAAUUUUGUCUAGGUUUGACAGAAAGAUCUAACUUGUUAAGUAGUAGAUGACUUUUACAAGAGAUGCAAUUUAUCAUGUACAACGAAGAUUGGUAAAGAUGUAUUAAGUAAAUUUUACAAAUAUAUUAUGGAAAUUCAGAAACUGGACGGGUAUUUGGUGGAACUUGUAUUCUUAUUAUUUCUCUUAGUAGAGAGGAGAGAAGUUACUAUCAUAUAAUCUUGUGAAGAACAAAACGGCCAAGUUUUAUAAAACUAUACUUUUACAAAUAUACAAAAUCCUAAAUUAAUUUCUAAAGUCUUAAUAGAUCAAUCAUUGUGAUGCUUUAUUUCAACAAAUGAAAAAUAGGCAAUCAUCAGUUGUACAAAAUUUCUGGACGUUGGGCUGGAUACAAGAACUUACAAGGCUAAUAAAGCCAGGUAUUUUGUUUAACAGUUCACAAACGUGGAACAUUAUUUUUUUGCUUUUUUUGGAAGUUUUAAUAUGAUUUAUAUGUGCCUAUUUGCUUAGUCUGAGCGAUUAGCAAAACAAACUGAUUUAUAUAGCUUUGAACUAAUAUUAAGUAGAAAAUUUAACGUAACUGUUGUUCAGUGGUUGUCGUUUGUUGAUGUGGUUUAUAGGUGUUAUUCCGUUUUUGUAUAUAAAUUAGACCGUUGGUUUUCCAGUUUGAAUGGUUUUACCCUAGUCAUUUGUGGGUUCCUUUAUAGUUUGCUGUUUGGUGUGAGGCAAGGCUCCGUGUUUGACAUGCCACAAAACCAGGUUCAACCCUCCAUAUUUUUCAUAAAAUGUCCUGUACUAAGUCUGGAAAAUGGCCAUCGUUAUAUUAUAGUUCGUUUCUGUGUGUAUUACAUUUAAAUGUUGUGUUUCUGUUGUGUCGUAGUUUUCCUCUUAUAUUUGAUUCGUUUCCCUCAGUUUUUAGUUUGUAACCGAGAUUUGUUCUUUUUCUUAAUCGAUUUAUGAAUUUUGAAAAGCGGUAUACAAUUGUUAUCUUUAUUUGAACACUGUACUUUGACUAAUUAUGGUUACAAGUCAAUGAGGACUAUCGAAAGAAAAAUAAUGAAUAGAAAACAAAUCGUGAUAAUUCCCUAAUAACAUAAUACACUAAAAAAGUAAUUUCAAAUUAAUCACUCAUACAUACUAGAACAAAAUGCAGAUUCUGUAAUGACAUGUCAAGAGUAGGUAAUUUAUGUUUAUUUUCUAAUCAAAAUCCUCAGAUCACUAUCAAAUAAGGCUAAUUCUAACAGAACCCAUAACUUAUUGCUUGUGUUAAGAUAAUGUUGACUAGUGCUCUCAAAUAACGAUUACUUUUAUACUUAUGACUUAUAAAAUGUUGUUAAGUUUUUUGUAACCUUGAGUUUAAAUGAGCCAUUUAUAUUCGGAUGUAUACUUAGCUUAGGCAUAGUAUUGAAUUGCCUAUGAGUGACCUUUAAGAGUCCAUUUCUAUUGGUUAAGACUUUCAAUAUAAAUACACGUUAAUCAAGGUAAGUUGUUUGUUUUACUAUUGGUCUAUAUUCGGAUUCACAUUUUGUGUGGUUUCAUUUUUCAAUGUCAGUUCAGUGGUUAUUAUUUUUUUUUCGUAAAAAUAUUAAGAAAUUACAUUUUGGUCCUUUUUGGUGUUAUGGUGUAACACCACUAAUUAAGUCCCGGCCAGAAAGCACAUACCAGAAAGUAGUACAUAUUUAACACAAAAUAGUUCCUACGCAUGAGUGUAACUUCCAAAAUAUGUAGAAUAUUUAGGUAUUUUUGGUAUGAAAUGAAAGCUGAAGGACUGGUGAUCAUU